Messenger RNA from Danaus plexippus (monarch butterfly), 2850 nucleotides. RefSeq lists its product as uncharacterized. NCBI's taxonomy places the organism in Eukaryota, Metazoa, Arthropoda, Insecta, Lepidoptera, Nymphalidae. The transcript is spliced from 9 exons. The record is from RefSeq and is a predicted model, not a curated record. Gene Ontology annotation, molecular function: carbohydrate binding. The coding region runs from base 315 to 1799 and encodes 494 amino acids.
CACUGAAUUUCAUCUGUACGCGCCAGUCGUCUGCGCGGGUUCGUGACGGUCACACGUGUUAAAUUAUGAAGAGUGAGCAAAACAUCGUAUAAAAAACUUACCACAGAAAACAGUGCGUGAUAGUUAUAUUUAUCGGUGCAGAAAAUGUGCGCAUUUUAAAUGUUAUGUGAUAAUUUAUGGAGUUAUAUUAUAAUUGGGCGUUCGCAGAUUUAUUUAAAUUAAUACCCAGAGACUAGUAGUAAUAGUACAUCAUGGAAAAAUUUAUAAGAAAAAAGUGAUAAGUGAAUUUACUUAGUGGGGGUGAAGUGGACAAAAUGGCUCGGACAACCAGUUUCUUUUUUGUGUUUUUGAUAUCCUCAAUCCCUUUAAAUAGAGCUGAUAACUUAGAAUUGCUGCUUGGGACUCUCCGCACGCACCAAAAGGCAGCAUGUGACGAAGAAAUGGUUACUCUUAUUUGUCCUCGAGGAACAACAAUUAGCAUACAAGUAGCCCAGUAUGGAGCAUCGACUUCACAAAGCUCUUGUUCAUCAGAAUUAGCGGAAUAUCAACCUGUAGCUGUUGAAGUAGUAGGAGACACGUCUUGCACGUGGCCGAGUGCAUUGCAGUAUUCGUUGUUGCAGACCGUCGUUGAAGCUUGUCAGAAGAAGCGACAGUGUAAAUUUCAUACGAGCCCCAAGGCCUUCGGUGUUGACCCCUGUCCAGGUUCAAGAAGAUUCGUGGAGGUAGCCUACAAAUGUCGACCAUAUGAAUUCAGAAGUAAAGUGGGCUGUGAAAACGACGUGCUUCAUUUGAGCUGUAACCCACACUCAAGGGUUGCGAUAUAUUCGGCACAGUAUGGGCGGACGGAGUACGACUCAAUACAAUGCCCACAGCCGCGGGGAAUGAAAGAGGAAACAUGCUUAGAGCCUUAUGCUACUGAAACAUCGAUGAGGGAAUGCCAUGGAAAACGUCGAUGUGUUCUUUCAGCAGACAACAAGAUGUUUGGAAGGCCAUGUCGAACGGGAAGCAGAACAUACCUGAAAGUUGUUUAUACUUGUGUGCCCCGAACCGUUUUAAAAGAGAGGUAUGAAAGUGCUCCUGAAGAGGAUGAAGUCGCCCACGAUGUAUCAGAUCUGGAACACGAUGAUGUCGAUGAGUCUAGCGAUCGCUGGUGGGGAGAGUCAGUACCCCCAGCACCAGCAGUAGCGGCUGUCCCACCUCAACGUCCCACAGCGCAUACUAACAUUAGCAGAGACGGACCCACAACCACUCAGCCAAAACAGCAUACAUCAAAUGAUGAACAAUUUGAUAUGAUAUACGUAUACGUGAUUGCUGCUGCCACAGGAAUAUGUCUUAUGUGUCUUAUAAUCGGAGUAAUACGAUGUGUGAAGCUCAGAAACAACACAGAUCAAGCCAAAGGACCGGAUGUCUCCGCCUCUACUGACAUCCCUAACGGCUUUAAUGACAGUAUAUCGGAGGUCGAUAAUGACAUAAACAUCACAAGCCUCUCGGGCCCAGUAGACACUGUAGACUCUAGUCUGAAGCAAGACAUGCAAAUUACGAACAUGGCCAACAUGAGUCCAAAAAUCAAUCGAUACGUUGGCAGGCCAGUGCCUAAUACAUAUCCCCACGUGAGUACUAAUAUGUAUGGACAGGUUGCGGAAUAUCCCGUUGAAAUGCCUCUUCGAACAAUGCCUCAUGGAACUUUAGGACGUAGUAUGGCGGUAAAAACUUUGCCUAGAAUCCAAUUGCAAACAGAAACGGACCCUAACACUAGGAGUUUAUAUCGUUAUUCAAAUGCACAAUACUAUUUUGGGUGACAACAGGAUAAGGAUCAGUGUUCAGACGUAUCGAGGACUUACUGUUUCUAGUUGAAAUGUGUAGUGAAAAGAACUUUUUAAUGCCCUAUUUUUAAAUACAGAAACUGUGAUAUUAAUCAAAACUUUCCUAUUGUACUGUUUUCAAUCUAUUGAUACAGAAGGCGCUGUGUUUUGUCAUUAUCAGUAAUCAAAAGAAAUUCCUUUACUAGGUUUACAAAAUAAUUAGCAUUCAACAUAAUAAGAAUUAUAUAGCUGUUUAUAUAAAUAACAAUUUCGGAAAGCAAACGAAAAAGUUACAAGGCAGUACCAAGGAAUGAAAGGUUAGUAUUAUGUUCAUGACAUCUCUAUAAUUAAUUGUUUUUGGCUGAAAUUUAAAAAGUUCUUGUCAGGUCAUGCCUGUUUAGAUUGUUGGUUUAUUUUUUUAUAUCUAAAUUUACUUUCUGUCAUUUUUUUGACUUGUUUUUUAAUUAUUAAAGUCAUAUUAUAUUAAAUAUUAAUUUCAUGAUUUUUUUUAAAAUUAAUAUAGCAUAUAUAAAAUAAGUACAAAAACACAGCGUCUAAUCUAAAUUCUAAUAGUAGAGAGCCUUACAAUGGCAUUAGUUAAAAUAUAUUUACGUAGGUAUUAAAGGUUUAUAUUUUUUUAUAUUCAGUUACGAGUAGCCUACUUAUAUGUAAGGAUGUUUAUUUAGCAUUAAUAUGAAAUAGUUAUAAUAUAUUGUAGACUUUUUUGCUGUCAUUUAAAAUUUUGUUUAUGUAUGAUUAUGAACAUUGGUUUUAUGAUAACAAUUUUUUUUUUGAAAGUGUAUAACAAAACCAUACUAUUUUAAAAAUGGUGUGUAAAAAUAAAUAAGCAUUUACAAAGUAUCAUGUUAAUUUUACUUUUCAAUAUAUGAGAUAGUUUUAAUGCUGUUUUCAUAAUACUUUUGUAUAUACAUUUUUUUUUUAAAUAAAUAUGACUGACCUCAAAAAUUGGUUGCUAGAUGUAAGUUAAAUGUAAUAGUGUACAGAUAAAUUUUUAUGUCGUACAUCGAUUAAAAUUAAUGCACAGUAA